AGGUACGGCUACUACUACUGUUACCGUCGCUAAUCCGUAAGAAUCGAUCCCAUUUCUGAUGUGAGCAACAAGCACUCCACUGGCUGCCAAAGUAUGACUCCGACUCUCGCUCGGGAUUGAAUCGAACAGGGCUGUGACUCACAGGCGAAAAGGAACUUGGUUUGGGACUCAUCUAGUUGUCGCUGACUACUGCCUAGGCAGACGCAAACCGUAGUGACAACUUACUUACAUAGCGACACAAGCUCGUCAGAAAGUUUGCUUGCCCUCUGCAACCGCGACGCGACAGCUCCUCUCUCUCACUCUACCUAUCUCCUCCCCCUCUGACCGGCUCACCAUCCCUCUGCGUCCCUCUUCUCCAUCUCUUUCAGCCGUUCUCUUGUUUCUUUCUUGGAGACUUUCUCUCCCCCAGCUUCUCCCUCGCCACCGUCUCGUAUCCGGACCUCUCCCGGGCAUGCCUAAGAAAAGACACCAGGCGUUGUAUUCGAAGCCGCAGUCGACUGCUCCGUCGUCAUUGGGUGCCUCAGCUUCAGCCUCUUCUUCUGCCCAGAACCAACAUAAGGGCGUCAACGAACUCUUGGCCGAUCUCCGUCGAUCCUCCCGCGCUACCCCGACAGUAUCAGCAGCAGCAGUAUCCGCAGCCACUGCUCCUACCGUCCCGCCCGCCCUCCGACAGAUCCUCCAGAUCCCAGAGACCCCCCCACCGCCGCCCAGGCGUGUCCCGAGAUUCGACUCUUCAGGCAGGAGAGUGCCACCGGGCCCGCCUCCUCCACGUAGCUGGCUGUCACAAUCGUCCAACCAUGCUCAGCGCGCUCACGCGACCGUCGCCCAGCGCGGCGCCCAGGCCAUUCAGGGCCUGCCGGGGACGUACAAGCCGGAUAAGGGUAGCCUGAUGGACAUCAUGUUGCGCAGGAUGGCCCUGGACUGGGACUUCCAGAGGGAUUACGAUCAGUACUAUCUACACACCUUACCCAGCCGCGUCAGGGCCUCGUUGGCAAGAUACGUCGGCGUAUGGUACGAGCGCGGUGUUUCCGCUGCUGACCUACGCAACAUCCUGAUUCCUCCGUCCUCUGCUCCGGGGCACGAAGAUGACGACACGCACCAGCAGCGCCAGUUCGACGCCGAGGCGCUCGUGUCUCUGAACAGCGAUAUCUACUUCCUAGAUCUGACGGGCUCGCUGGGCCACUCCAUAUCCGUCAGGGAGCUGUCGGACGUCCUCUUCCCUCAGCAGCUAGCGUGCACGUCCGAGGCGGUGCAGGAAUCCUGGGACACGGCAGACGCUCCGUCGCUACCCCCAAAGCUCCUCCCCAACCUCACGCACCUCUGCCUAGCCGUCGCCCCCAGCGUCCACCGGCAAGGCGGGGGCGCUGGGGUCUCGUGGAAGCAGCUCCUCGCACUCGCAGCCAAGCUUCCCACUCUCACACACCUGAGCUUGGCCUACUGGCCCGAGCCGUCGCUGACACCCAACGCCAAGUUCUCCACGAUUGUCUCGCCCGAGGGCCUGACACAGCAGUACUCCGGCACAGGGGCGUACGCACACACCCUCGAUAACGACUGGUCCGAGGCCGUCAUCCUGCUGCGGAAGCUGAGUAAGUGCCUCUAUAGACUCGAGUACCUCGACCUCACGGGGUGCGGGGCGUGGUCCAAAGCGCUCAUGGCCAACGCCGACGGCGACAAGGUCGACUGGGCCGGGCCGUGGGGCAAAGUUUCGACGUUGAAGUUGACGUACGGAUACGAUGUGAGCGAGGACACGCCGAUCGCUGAUUCCGAGAGGUUCCGCGAGGCGGCCGGGACGGCCAGGGCGGUUGAGAAAUACAUCACUGCGCAAAGAGCCGGCAAAGGGAGGUUUAUCAACGUGGACAGAGAUCCCAUCGACGAUGUGUGGUUGUCAUUUAUGUACUAGG
Colletotrichum destructivum is the source of this 1901-nucleotide messenger RNA. RefSeq lists its product as uncharacterized. The record is from RefSeq and is a predicted model, not a curated record. The transcript is spliced from 2 exons. The coding region runs from base 452 to 1900 and encodes 482 amino acids. NCBI's taxonomy places the organism in Eukaryota, Fungi, Ascomycota, Sordariomycetes, Glomerellales, Glomerellaceae.